GCAUGGGGCAAGCAGCAGGAAAGGAGGGCGGGGAUGACCAUGGGAUUGGGAUAGGGCGGGGAAGUCUAGCUGAGCGUCCUUGGGCCAAGAGGAGAAUUCCCAGAAUGCGAAACGCUUCUGACAAGCAGCCAGCUGCUUUACCAGCGCUGCCAGCACUGCCAGCACCGCAGUGCCACCAGCAACACCAGCAUCCUUCUGCUGCUCGAGGGACGAUGACCCCUCAGGGAAGGAAAACGAGGAAUGGUAAAAACAUGUCAGGAGAGGGAAAGCAGUUAGAGAAUGGGACAUUCUGCAGGGAAGUGGACUGUUUCUCAUCAGGAAGAAAUGAGCAGCCAAUUGCAAAAUUCUGUAUGUGGAGCAUCUGCCAAAAACCACUUCCUUAGUGGACAAAAAGCAAAAAAAAUCAUAACAAAUUACUCCAUAGAAGUGGAGCUCUGACGUAGCCAAAGAGGCAAUUUCCGACAGCCCCAUGACUGCACCGAGUCUAGGGGAGCAACACCAGGAUAGGGCACGGACAGCAGCUGGUGUGACAGGAGUGGGGAACUCCUGGUGAUCUGGGCACUUUCUCCUUCAUGUUACUGACCUGGGAGGAUCCACUUUAGGACAUGGAUCCCAAAGGAGCAAGAGGUACCAGGAAGCACCGCUGAUCUGCACAGACCCCCUGUGCCUGCUGCUGCCCCACAGUGAACAGGGAGCUGCUGAGGAGCUGCAUGGUCCAUCCCUGGAUUCUCCAAGCACUGACUCCCAUCCACUCUGACCACAACCAGGGACCACAUCCCACUGCCUGCCAGUGGCCCUCCAUGGAAUUCACCACCGUGUCCCCAUCUCCUGCCUCACCCAUGGAAGGGGACGAUCUCUGUGAGACAGAUGUCAUGGAUGUGUCCAUAGACAGUGUCACGCUGCUCAUUUGCCUCUGCGGGCUGGCUGGGAACGGGGCUGUCCUCUGCUUUCUCCAAAGAAAUUCCACCACCUUAUACAUCAUCAACCUGGCCUUUGCCAACUUCACUUUCCUCCACUUUGCGGUCCCCUCCUCUCUGCUCUACCUGCUGGAGGACCUGUCCUGCUCCACUGUCGUGUCCCUGAAUUACCUGAGGUGCCUUCUCCUGCUAUCCCUGUUCUCCUACAACCUGGGGCUGUACCUGCUGACAGCUAUCAGCAUCGAGAGGUGCACGUCCAUCCUCUGUCCAUUCUGGUAUCGCUGCCACCGUCCCAAGCGUCUGUCCUGGGUGGUGUGUGCCCUUCUCUGGGCUUUCUCCAUCGCUGUCAUUGUCACGGUUACUUCCCUGUGCCUGUCACAGGAGCAUGAGCACUGCCAGAUGUCUCUCAUCUCCAUGUACACCCUCAACCUCUUCAUUUUUACCCCAGCCAUGCUCAUUUCCAGCACAAUCCUCUUCAUUAAGGUCAAGUGCGGCUCCCACGAGCAGCAACCCAAGAGUUACGACAUUGUUAUUUUCCUUGUUGUGCCCUUCUUCCUCAUCUUUGCUCUCCCCCUCAGCCUCUCCAACUUCCUGCAGCAGCUCGAUUACACGGUUGUGUCCUCUCAGAUUGUUUUCCUGCUGGCCUGCAUCCACAGCACCAUCAACCCCUUCAUCUACUUCCUGGCAGGGAGGUGCUGGAGGCGCUGCUCCGUCAGGUCCCUCCGGCUCUCCCUCCAGAGGAUCUUUGAGGAGACAGAAGAAAGCAAUGCCCGUGGAAAUGAUCCUGCCAUGGACACAGUUCUCCCAGACUGCUGAUCCCUUCCACUACUCUGCUGCAGGACCCCAGGACAGUGGCUGAGAGAUUCCUUGAGUCACCUGAUUAAUAAAUAUCCAUGGUAC
Catharus ustulatus (Swainson's thrush) is the source of this 1817-nucleotide messenger RNA. Its product is annotated as mas-related G-protein coupled receptor member H-like. Gene Ontology annotation, molecular function: G protein-coupled receptor activity. The coding region runs from base 711 to 1733 and encodes 340 amino acids. Gene Ontology annotation, biological process: G protein-coupled receptor signaling pathway. Gene Ontology annotation, cellular component: membrane. NCBI's taxonomy places the organism in Eukaryota, Metazoa, Chordata, Aves, Passeriformes, Turdidae. The record is from RefSeq and is a predicted model, not a curated record. The transcript has 2 exons.